AUGUAUGACCACCAGAAAACUGUGAUAUUGCCAAAAGCUCGUUAUGAUUGGUUGCAUUUAAGAUUACAGGAUUUUAAAUCUGUGAGUGAAUAUAACUCAGCCAUGUUUAAAAUUACUUCUCAACUGAAAUUAUGUGGAGAGAAAAUUACUGAUGCAGAUAUGUUAGAAAAAACAUACUCCACUUUUCAUGCAAACAAUGUUGUCCUGCAGACACAGUAUCGAGAAAAAGCACACCCUACUGGCUCAACUCCAUUCCCUGAAGCGAAUGUGACAUCCUAUAGCGGGAAAAUAUCAAAGAAUAAAGACCAUGCCAGCAGCAGUGGUCGUGGCCAAUGGCGAGGCCGUGGGCGUGGACGUGGUUUUGGUGGCUAUGGUAGAGGUCGUGGAGGUUAUUACAAGAGCUCACAUUCCCACCAGAAGUGGGACCGCAAAGAUGGUAAAGGUGAGAGAGGAAAAAGUGACAAUGUGAUCAGUGUUUGUUAUCGUUGUGGAGGAAAAGGCCAUUGGUCACGCGUAUGUCGCACUCCAAAACACCUUGUUGACCUUUAUCAAUCAUCAUUGAAGAAGAAAGGAAAGAAUGUUGAGACCAAUCUUGUAUUUGAAGAUGGCGAAGGUGAUUUUGAGUCUAGUGAUACAACUCACCUAGAAGUUGCAGAUUUCUUUAAUUCCCCUGAAGGGAAUAAUUAA
Spinacia oleracea (spinach) is the source of this 687-nucleotide messenger RNA. RefSeq lists its product as uncharacterized. The transcript has 2 exons. The record is from RefSeq and is a predicted model, not a curated record. NCBI's taxonomy places the organism in Eukaryota, Viridiplantae, Streptophyta, Magnoliopsida, Caryophyllales, Amaranthaceae. Gene Ontology annotation, molecular function: zinc ion binding; nucleic acid binding. The coding region runs from base 1 to 687 and encodes 228 amino acids.